AUGGGAAACACAGUUUGCGAGCUCAACAAUAAGAUCCUGACGCUAGAAAAGAAUCAGCAGUCGUCAUCAGUUCCCACCACUGUUCAAGCAAUGAUGGAAGAGAUCGAGCCUCCCUUCACUUCUGCAAUCAUGAGCGAGGUGAUGCCUCAGAGGUUCUGGAUACCUCCCGUCAUCCAAUACUCUGGGUCCGGUGACCCAUCCAAAGGGUUUUCAAUCACACUCACGGGAUCCGCUCGGAGUUGGUACCGCCAGCUCAAACCCAACUCUAUUGAUUCCUUUACAGAACUCAGUCAAUUAUUCCUUAGCCAAUUCAUAAGCAAUAAGAAGAGUAAGAAUCCGAAUACUCAUCUGUUUAUCAUCAAGCAAGAACCUAAGGAGUCGUUGAAGGACUACAUCGCUCGUUUCAAUGAGGAAGCAUUGCAAGUGGAAGACUACGAUGACAAGAUGGUGCUCUCUGCAGUGUUUAGCGGUCUAAAAGAGGGGAAGUUCACCUUCUCCAUUGGAAAAAAGACGUUAGCUGAGCUCAUCACUAGGGCUCGAAAGUACGCUAAUGUCGAGGAAUUCUCCAACGCCCGUAAAAAUGUCCAAGUAACAGAGCCGGCUUAUAAAGGAAAGAGACAAAGGAACGAGGAACCUCAGCCAUCUAGUAAAGGGCCAGAUGAUCGUGCUCCCCGCAAUCAUCGUCCAAGCAGAAAAUUAGAUGGUAAAUUCCGUUCUCACACCCCCCUUAACACAUCCACCGAGCAGAUUCUACUAAACAUCUGA
Molecule: messenger RNA, 765 nt
Organism: Magnolia sinica
Lineage: Eukaryota; Viridiplantae; Streptophyta; Magnoliopsida; Magnoliales; Magnoliaceae
Exons: 2
Coding region: 1-765 (254 amino acids)
Source: RefSeq, a predicted model, not a curated record